Molecule: messenger RNA, 2042 nt
Organism: Malurus melanocephalus (red-backed fairy wren)
Lineage: Eukaryota; Metazoa; Chordata; Aves; Passeriformes; Maluridae
Gene: NCF1
Product: neutrophil cytosolic factor 1
Exons: 11
Coding region: 5-1318 (437 amino acids)
Biological process (GO): superoxide anion generation; respiratory burst
Cellular component (GO): NADPH oxidase complex; cytoplasm
Molecular function (GO): phosphatidylinositol binding; superoxide-generating NADPH oxidase activator activity; protein binding
Source: RefSeq, a predicted model, not a curated record
GAUUAUGGGCGCGAUUGCCGCGGGAGUUCCGCUUCCCCCGGGCUUUAAAGGCAAAGCAGAGCUGUGCAAGGGCAGAGGGGAGGGGAGAGCACCCAGACGCCCAGACAGGAACAGGGUCCGGAGUAGAACAUUGCGGGUUGGAGCAGCAAUGGGGGACGCCUUCAUCCGGCACAUCGAACUGCUGGGCUACGAAAAAAGGUUUUUCCCCAGCCAGCAUUAUGUCUACAUGUUCCUGGUGAAGUGGAAUGACCUCUCUGAAAAGGUUGUCUACCGCCGCUUUACUGAGAUAUAUGAGUUCCACAAAGCGCUGAAGGAGAUGUUCCCCAUCGAAUCCGGGGACAUCAACAUAGAGAACCGGAUCAUCCCGCACUUGCCAGCUCCAAAGUGGUUUGAUGGGCAGCGCUCAACUGAGAACAGGCAGGGCACACUGGCCGAAUACUGCUACACGCUGGUCAACCUACCUCACAAGAUUUCCCGGUGCCAGCAUGUGAUUAACUUCUUCAAGGUCCGUCAUGACGACAUGAACCCUGUCACAGACAGCCAGAUCAAGAAGCCUGAGGUCUUCCUCCUGCCAAAGGAUUCCAAGAAAAACCUCACUGACAUCACGGGCCCCAUUGUCCUGCAAACAUACCGAGCCAUYGCUGACUAUGAGAAGAGCUCCACAUCUGAGAUGCCUCUCAAAGCUGGGGACAUGGUGGAUGUCGUGGAGAAGAGCGAGAAUGGCUGGUGGUUUUGUCAGUUGAAGAAUAAACGAGGCUGGGUACCUGCUGCCUAUCUGGAGCCGAUGGAUGGUCCUGAUGAGUCUGAAGAGCAGGAGCCUAACUAUGCAGGUGAGGCGUACGUGGUCCUGAAAAGCUACACUGCUGUGGAAGAGGAUGAGSUGACCCUCAAGGAGGGUGAUACCAUUGAAGUCAUCCACAAGCUCCUUGAUGGCUGGUGGGUCAUCAGGAAGGAUGAAACCACAGGUUAUUAUCCCGCCAUGUACCUGCAGAAAGCCGGGGAGGUCAACACCUCCGUGAAGAGUGAGCUGAGGAACCGGAGUGCUCCUCCACGGAGAUCCACCAUCCGAAAUGUGAAGAGUAUCCACAAGCAGGGCCGGAAGCAGAUCAGCCAGGAAACCUAUAGGAGGAACAGCAAGAAGUACAUCCAGAACCAGCGCAACAUGAGGGGAAAAUCCCAGAACAAGGCCAAUGUCAUCAUUGAGAAAAAUGAGCCAGAGGACAACAAGCCCAAGGCUCAACCUGCUAUUCCUCCCCGUCCCAGCAAAGACCUCAUCCUGAAUCGUUGUACCGAGAGCACUCGGAGGAAGAUCCUGUGAGGAUCCUGUGAGCCCCCAUGCCAGCCACACAAUGCUUCAUCUCCUUCAGCUCCUGUGCAGCCCAGACUUGGAGCCAGACCAGGGAUUCAGAUGGUUCUAGCAGUGACCACAGGSCAGGGAGGCUGCUGGCCAAAUCAGSCCAGCCCAGCGCCCAUCCUCAUCCUCCAUCAUGGCCUGCCCAAGGUGUCCUGAUGGCACUGAGAAGGGACCAGCCCUGCUCCACCAGCUCCUUACAGCCACCAGGAGUCCUCAUCUCUAGAUGCCCUUCUAUCACUUCUUGUAUUUUGAAUUAUUUUUGUGGUUUUCAUCAGGAAAGGAGAGACACUUUAGCCUGGCCUCCUCCCUGAGGAGCAGUGUGGGCAUGGUGGCAUAAAAGGUGUUCCUCCCAGGGGGAUGUUGGACAAGGGUCUCUUACAAAAGAURCUGGCAGUGAGGAAAUUUAGUUUGGGGGAUGAAAGGACUGCAGUUUUAUCCUAGAAGGUGGCUGCUUGUCACCCUUGAGAGGAAAGUGAGGGCUGGGGUGUUGGGACAGGGCUGCUUCACGCAGUGGGUGUGGUGGUGUUAUAAACAMRUAUUAUAGGGUUGGCUUUUGCAGAUAUUAAGAUGGGUGCUAUGUGUAUAAUGUUGCCAUUUUUGCAUAAGUAGCUUAGUUAUGCAGACAUAGUGGUGAAAUAAUCACUGGAGGUUUAGUUUUUGUUUUUCUUUUGUAACUCAAGAUAUAGUU